CUCUAAUGUUCCACAUUAUUGGUUAAUCCUACUUAAAUACUGCAACGUGGAAAUGUUGUCAACAUUUAACAUUCAGAAAGUCCUUAUUUCUAUAUCUACUAAACCAUUAGAUCACGAUAUAUAUACAAAGUUCCAUUCUCCUGGCGGUCCAGAGAUGAGCAGGGAGAUUGCCAAUGUUUUUUUCAUCUAUGUGAAGUUAGCACUGUCAUGUAUUUUUUGAAUUUUUUCUUUUGCUAAAAUAUUGUUGGUAUUUUGUUGGUUUUUGUUGGAACAAAUAGAAAACUUGUUGGUUGCUCAUUUUUUUUUUGGAAAAUCACUUUGUGAAAUAUGCAGAAAGUGUAGGUAACAAGACAAACCUAAUCAGCAACUAACCAGUGACUAUCAAACAUCACUGGCCACGACUGUAAUUGACUGACUAUCACUGAUUGUGAGUGAAUAAUGCGACUACAGAGAUGGUUUUACUCAGUCUAUGACCAAGACAUCAUCACCAAAUAGCAUUCCCUGCUAGUGAAUUAACAAUGCGGUUCCAUCAUGCUGCAAGAGAGAGAGAGAAAUUCUGAAAGCACAAUGGAAGAAAGUGAAAAUCGGACAUUACCAGGACAUGAUGUGCAAAGUGAAGCAGCUGACUCAAGAGCAGGACAUAUCGAAAGUGUACAAGAAGGAGCAUCAUCGAUUAUUGGACAAAGUAUUCCUGGGCCAUGUCAGCAAGAUCUAUUUGCAGCUCAUGGAUCCGUUCAGGGAGAAAGUAGCGAUGCUAUUAGCGUUCAUACUGUCAGUACGUCGGUGUCUGGUAAUGAAUCAAGUUCAAGUAGAGUGAGUGUAGCUACAGUAGUAUUGCCUUGGGGUGCUCAAAAGGAGACUGUUAAAAGUCAACAGGUAGGGGACAUGGAUUUGAGGCCUGGUGAAUUCGUUAUGCGAACAUUAUUUGGGGAUUUUACGAUGCAAGCGGAAAAAAAAAUGGAGGCUGUUAUGACGGAACACGAAAAGCCUCUCUCCAAAGUGUUGCAACGAGGGGAGGAUGCUCAAUUUGACCAACUUCUUUCUGCAUUUGGGUCUGUAGCAGAGCAUUGUUUGCCUUCGAUUCUAAGAGCGCUCUUCAAUUGGUACGAGCGACAGCUGGUCGAUCAUGGGACGGAUCAGAAAAAAACAAUCCCAGGCAAGGAAGAUCAAAAGGGAAAGAGUAUUAUGUAUACAAUUGUAUCUGGGAGCGUGGAAACUGUGGAACGAAGCGAAGCAGAUUUACUACAGGAACGACGAGACCUUGCGGUUGAGUUCAUAUUCUGUCUGAUGUUAAUUGAAGUUCUGCGUCAAUUGCCCUUCCACCCAGGACACGAGGAUCUCUUAGUUUAUAUUGAGAACAUCGCAUUUAGGCAUUUUAAAUACAGAGAAGGAAUACAAAACGAACCGAAUGCCGGGAACAUUCAUAUUAUUGCAGACUUGUAUGCUGAAGUGAUAGGAGUUCUCGCACAGUCUCGAUUUAUGUCGGUAAGAAAAAGAUUUAUGGUCGAGUUAAAGGAACUACGUGCCAGAGAGCCUGGGCCGCAUACUACGCAAAGCAUAAUUUCUUUGUUAAUGGGUAUGAAGUUUUUCAGGGUGAAGAUGGUUCCAAUAGAAGAAUUCGAGGCAUCCUUUCAAUUUAUGCAAGAAUGUGCUCAAUAUUUUCUAGAAGUCAAAGACAAGGAUGUCAAACACGCAUUGGCAGGUCUCUUUGUUGAAAUUCUCGUUCCAGUGGCUGCGGCUGUGAAGAACGAAGUAAAUGUUCCAUGUUUGAAGAACUUCGUCGAAAUGUUGUACUCGACGACAUUGGACAUGUGCACAAAGUCAAAACAUCGACUGGCACUUUUCCCAUUGGUGACAUGUCUCCUCUGUGUCAGCCAGAAGACAUUCUUCCUUCAAAGUUGGCACUACUUUCUGGCUAUGUGUCUAUCCCACUUGAAAAAUCGGGAUCCUAAGAUGUGUCGCGUCGCAUUGGAGGCUCUCUAUCGUUUACUUUGGGUCUACAUGAUUCGUAUUAAAUGCGAAAGCAAUUCCGCUACGCAGAGUAGAUUGCAAAGUAUAGUCAACUCUCUCUUCCCAAAAGGCUCAAAGGCCGUUGUACCUCGAGAUACUCCUCUCAAUAUCUUCGUAAAGAUUAUUCAGUUCAUUGCUCAAGAAAGAUUAGAUUUUGCAAUGCGAGAGAUCGUCUUUGACUUGCUCUCGGUUGGUCGGCCGGUCAAAAUAAUUCUGACGCCUGAGAGAAUGAGCAUUGGACUACGUGCCUUCUUAGUGGUCGCGGACAGUCUGCAGCAAAAAGAAGGCGAACCGCCAAUGCCACGCACGAUGGGCGUACUACCUAGUGGAAAUACUGUCCGCGUCAAAAAGACUUUUUUGAAUAAGAUGCUUACUGAGGACACAGCCAGGAGUAUAGGCAUGUCCUCGUACUUUCCGCAUGUGCGUCGUGUAUUCGUAGAUAUUUUGCGGGCUCUCGACGUUCAUUAUGGACGGCCUUUAAUGAUGACGAGUACUCAGAACAUGAACAAAGAACCAGACGAGAUGAUUACUGGUGAGCGCAAACCGAGGAUAGAUUUGUUCCGUACUUGCGUGGCUGCUGUACCACGUCUCAUUCCUGACGGGAUGACUGGGGCAGAGUUGGUCGACAUGCUCUCGCGUCUUACUGUUCAUAUGGAUGAGGAACUACGUGGCCUGGCUUAUCAGAGUCUUCAGACACUUGUUCUCGAUUUCCCGGAUUGGCGGCAAGAUGUCGUCUUUGGAUUCACUCAGUUUCUUGCAAGGGACGUCCAAGACACUUUUCCACAGUUGGUUGACAACGGAUUACGAAUGUUGCUUCAAUUGCUAACCAGUUGGAAGAACGCGCUAUCGAGCCCUGGAUCUUCGGUACGAUCUAAGGACCAAACCAUAGAUAAUGUACGGAGUAACAUUCGCCCCUCCGAUGUCACUGGAAAAAAGACAUCUGAAUCCUCUCAGAAAACCGAGCCAGUAUCGACUGUUUUUCAUCUUGUCGAGGGCUUCGCAUUGGUGAUGCUGUGCAACUGUAGAUUGUAUCCCCGUCGGUUAGCUGUUCAUAUCUUACGGGAGAUUAAACUUCUCCUGAAGAUGCUGGGUGCUCUCGAAGAUGAUCAACCAGUGAUCGACGUGAUGGACGCUUGCUGCCCACUUGUACUCGAGAAAUGCUAUCACAUGUUACCACCAGCGGAAAAAGCGGCAGCGACGUCGACGUCAAAUGUCGACCUACAAUGGAUAGCCGAGAGAAGUAGCUGUGUUUGGACCGCAGGCUUUCACGAUGAAAAUAGUACAAAAAGUACUUCAUCGUUGAAUUUAAAUGGAGCAGAUCCUUGGAGCAGCUGCUUAUUCGGCUUCCUUGAGAAGGAUCGAGUUUUAACUCUAUGUCCCAGCGCCGUGGCUCAUUCUUGGCCGAUAGUCUUCACUAGAAUAAACUCCCUUUUUGCCGUUAUCGAUCCCACGCCAGUCAAUGAUAACAGAGCCUCGCUCUUACGCAGUUCGAACACUGUACGAAAACCAGUAAAUGAGAGAGACGUCUACAUGCAUGUCUGGAAGAACUACUUGACCUUCGGGUAUCGCGUUGUACCGCCGAUUCCAAGUCCGGUUGUACGUUGCGCCAGCCCAGAUCUUAGCCUCAGUGGUCAGCAUACGGUGGAGUUUGGUGUGUUGUGCAUGAGUAAGGAGUUGAGUCAGAGCCUGGAGAACCUCGGCGGGGCGCAGACCCUGCCGGGCCGCUUUUCCGUACCAUCGAUUUCCGGCAUCUACACCAGGCAUAAGCGGACCAGCUCCUCGCCGGAUAGCCUCUCUGCUGAGCGAGGCGACAACAAAUCACCUGGUUCUAGCGCGAAUCCGGCUGCCCUGUAUAAAUUGACGGUGCCACUACUUAGAUGCGAGGCGGUCGACGUGCGGGAUGCUGCCGUCCAAGCUAUUGGAAAAGUCAAUGCGGAGGCUUUGAAGGACUUAAUGGAAGAGCUAGUCCCCUACAUUCGCGAAGCUGUAGAUAGGAAGCAAGAGAAUAUGAGAAGGAGGCGACGCCGAGAUGCUCUGAGAUUGCAGCUGGUGCGAGUCCUCGAGCUGAUUGCUGAAUAUGGCACAUUUGGAAUCUGCCCAGCAGUUCUGGAUCGAGAGACUCAGUCGUUACAUCCUACUUUUAUCGAAUACAUCGACGGUGCCCGACUUUACCUUGAAAAUGAAACUGACAAAGAAGCACCAGCAAUUAGAGAUAUUAAGUUGCACUUUUGCAAUUUCAUUCGAAAGAUGAUAAAGAGCUUUUCUCUGGAAACUUGCUAUGCGCUCCUUAAGAGAGAAUUACGUCGCAAUUUGUUUACACUCUUUGCAAGCUGGGCAGGUCCUUACGGACGCCCUCUCACGUCUACGGCGUUUACCAACGAGGAGGAGCGAUUUUUUUCUGACUUGCAACUGUUUGCGCUGCAGGCGAUGAGCGGGCUGCUGUGUUGCGGUCCAUGUUUUAAUCCCCAAUCGUUGUCUGAAGAGGGAGCGAUACUUUAUCAAUGGCUCGAUCUCCUCUUAGCAAGUAAGGAUGAGAAGAUUUACGCCCUCGGCCGUGAGACCGUAGUCUUACUGCUUGAGUGUAAUCCCGACAUCGGUGCUCUGCUUGAUUGGGUUGUCGAUCGUUGUUAUACUGGUGCUCCACAAGUAGCCGACGGAUGUUUCUUAGCCCUGGCGACAAUUUUCAGUGCAAGAGAGUAUCCUUGUGAUCAUUACACCAGUGUCAUUAACGUCACGUUGAUGAGCACAGGAUGUCCGCGCGCUUUGGUUCACGAUGCGGCCCUUCAGCUUCUACAACUACUGGACCAAAGAUUCUUUGGCAAUGUCGGACCGCUGCCUACUGUCGAUUCCGAGACUGGAUGUUCGGAUGAACACGUCACCGGGCCUGCAACCGAACAAAAUGCUGGAGUUGGAGCAACCGCCGUCGGUAACGGUGUCGUUAGGUCUGGCACACUCGAUGCCAUCCUCUCUACCACCUACUGCCGCAGCCAAAUGUAUCUUUCUCGGCAGCUGGCCCACUUGCAUCCCGAACUCACCAUGCCGAUGUUUAGCGAAAUCACUCACAGAUUCCAAACUGCUCGCCGCGAGGUUCGCCAGCUACUUCUUCAAUAUUUAUUACCGUGGUUGCAUAACAUGGAACUGGUAGACUUAAAUGUACCACCUCCUUCGAAUCCUUUGAGCUAUUACCAGUAUUAUGCAAGUGAUGUAAAUCGUGGUAUUGGUGGAGUUGCCGGGAACUCGGGAAUCGGCGGAAUUGGCUCCGGAGGCCGAAGAGAAGGCUGGGGUAGCGCUGAAGCCACCGAAAUGGUCCUCAAUAAUUUGUUCUACAUUACAGCAAAGUUUGCCGAUGAACAUCCCAAAGAGACAGAGGAACUCUGGGGUACACUUUGUGGAUGUUGGCCCAACAAUCUUAAAGUAAUAAUCCGCUACCUGAUAAUCGUAUCCGGAAUGGCGCCCCAAGAAUUAUUACCAUACGCUAAGCGUGUAGUGCUGUAUCUGGCUCGAGCACGUCCGGAACGUCUCGUCGACGAAAUGAUGACGGAGCUCCAAACAGUCGAAACUCUAAAUUGCCUGAUAGAACGCACGGAGACGCCACCAUUUUACAGACUGACCAGCAUGAGAAAAGCAUCCUCACAUAGCGAUGCGCCUGCAGCCGAUCCGACUAAUCCGCCUCGAGAUUUGGCUGUCGAAAAGGGCACGAUACACACGAAGCGACACUCUGGGGAGGAUCCUGUGAAGACUGGCGCUUCGAAGUCAGAUACGGCCCUACGUGCACUUGCUGGUUUCUCGACUCCGCGAACAGAUAAAUCACGCAGUGGCAGUACGAUUGCUGGCGGUGUUCAAGCAUCGCUACUACCUGACGACCUCUCAAUGACCACGAGUGAACCAGAGUUGAUCGUCGAAGAAACAUGUUAUAUUGUACGAAAUGGAGCUACACUAUCUGCCGAAAGCCGUAUUCCUGGGAAGGCUGGCUUCAGUGUUGAAAAGUUUGACAUCCCUCAGCCACAUCCACUUCCGAUGCCAGAGUAUGGCGGCUACUUUGCGCCGCUCACGGAAUACUUGCCAGAUAGUUCACAACCUAUAAGUGGCUUCCAUAGAUGCAACAUUGCAGUAAUGCUGCUAACGGACGUAGUUGUAGAUGGUGUGCAGCUCGAUUGGUCGAUUCACGUGCCGCUCAUGCUGCAUAUCGUCUUUCUUGGACUAGACCAUUCGAGGCCGCUCGUUCGCGAGCACUGCCGCUGUCUCCUACUAAAUUUGCUGGUAGUUCUCGGUGAUCAUCGCGAUCAUCUUGGCGUUGCCAGGGUCCUCUUGGCUUCUCGCACUGAACAAUUGGGCCUUGGUCUGACGACUCCAGCACUGCCCGUUCUGAAACACAACUUCACUGAACUUGAUCCGGAAUUCGACAGCUACUUAUAUGGACCAACAGUUGUCCAGCCGCCCCUUUCUCAUCAUACAACUUCACCUCCUCCAGCAACCCCACUUCCAGGCACUUUUAUCUCGUCAGCGAUUUCAUCGUCUAUACCAGCUGCGACCACUUCUACUCUUUCGGCUACAAUAGCAUCAGCCUCAUCGUCUUCAUCAUCAUCCUCCUGCGCAUCCUCCUCCUAUGCAGCAUCGGCGUCAGCUGUAGUGCCAGUAGCUGCAACAGUUACAAACCCGGCCCCAAUCCCGACUACACUUUACUCCUACUCCUCUUCAUCGAACUCCUCCGUAUGUGGCAGUCCUGCGUCUAGUGUGCCUUCUUCGCCGCCGGCGCCUCCGCCGCUUCCUCCUUCACCUACACUACCGUCUUUGCCACAAUUUUCAUCAGCCUCAUCACUCACCUCGUCACCUGCGCCGCCACCUCCGCCUCCACUUCCUCCACCACCACCGCCACCACCGCCAUUACUCUUGCAAAAUGAUACAGCAUUGACAUCCGGUAUCAUGAUUAACAGCAACACCGCUACCAAUACUAGCAGUGUUUUUACUAACGUCAGUUCAGCUGGCACCUCUAUCUUUAUGCCAAACCCGGCAGUCUGUAUCAGUACGAGCAACAACAACGUUGGCGCGGACUUUGAAAACAACGUCGAUACUGUCUUUAACAUCGGCACAACUGCUGUUGUCGGCCUCUCUGUAGCAACCUCUGCAACGACUUCCAUCGCCAAUCAAUCUACAAAUGCUUCAACAAUUACCCUUACAAAUGCUUCGUCCGCACAUUUUGUGACAACAACGUCACCAUCGACUUCGUUGUCAUCGUCGGCAGCCGCUGUGGCAGUUUCGGCAACAACUAUGGCGACUGCACCAAUCACAUCUAUCUCUUUCGUUAAUCAACAGCAGCAGCAACAAUUGUUACAAAGCGGAGAGUAUAAUUAUAGAGAUGGAUGUAGUGAGUUCAAUGUUCACGGCAAGAGAGACUCGGCCACAGGCUCCAGCGGUGAUUGGAACGCGACGUCUUCAACAUCAUCAUUAAGUGCCAUGGCACCGCCAGUGAUAGUGACACCAGAAGUUGAUGGGACAAAUUGGACGUAUCCUCAACCAGGACCGAGCAUGUCAAUUCAGGACGUGAUAAAAUCCUUGAUAAACUUUUUGGCUUCAAGGGCUAAUCAACCAUUAUGGAAUUACGAAGACAUGACGGCUAAAGUUUGGUGGGUGCGCAGCGCAGAACAACUUACGGUGCUGUUGCGCCAUGUGUUGCGCGUCUUCAGGGACUCACUGCCACACGCUUUAGUGAGUCAGCGAUGGGCCCAAACGGCACUUCAACUAGGCCUCUCUUGUUCGUCGCGGCACUACGCCGGUAGAUCUCUUCAAGUUUUUCGUGCACUUCGUGUACCAAUCACCUCGAGAAUGCUGUCGGAUAUUCUCUCGAGGCUAGUGGAGACUGUUGCUGAGCAGGGAGAAGACAUGCAGGGAUAUGUAACCGAACUGCUGUUGACACUCGAAGCAGCUGUGGACUCGCUGGAAUCGGACUUUCGGCCGCUUGACUUCAUGAAAGAGAUCUUUAAAUCCACUCCGAAUCUAAACAACAAGGAUCCCGUAUCGGGAAUCAUCGUAGGCGGCAAACGCAGUCCUGGUGGUGGUAAUGUUUAUCCCGGUAGUCCACAUCUAUUCUCUCAUAUGAAUCAAACGGGUCACACGCGAAGUACCAGCUAUUCCGUGAGUUACUGUACCAAAAAAGCUGGUGUUGUCGGCGUCGGGGGUGUUCCCGGUGGUGUAAACGGAAACAGUGCUACAUCUGGAGGUGUUAAUGGUAGUGGGGCUAAUGGCAGUGGUGGAGUCAGUUGCAUCUCUGCGUCAUCGAUAUCAGACUCUAAGGAACUAGAUGGCAGAUCUGUAUGUAACAAAUAUCCAAGUUCGAAUCUCGCGAGAUCGAGAUCGGCUCAAUCGCUGAAGCUUCUCGGUGAUUCUGCAAGCCAGGACGACAAGAUGACAAUUCUGGCUCAACUCUUCUGGCUCUCAGUGUCGCUGCUAGAGUCAGAUUAUGAACACGAGUUCCUUUUGGCACUGAGGCUGCUGAGCCGCGUCCUUCACAGGCUGCCGCUUGAUCGACCCGACGCUAGAGACAAGGUCGAGAAAUUGCAACAGCAACUCAGAUGGAACUCUUUUCCUGGUGUUCAUGCCCUGCUACUCAAAGGAUGCACGAGCCCGAAUACUUACGAGCCUGUAGUCACGCUUCUGGCGCAAUUUACGCCUUUACUGGACUUGCCUGUUGUCGAUCCAACACAGAGUCUAGCGUUUCCCAUGAAUGUCGUCUCUUUACUGCCCUACAUGCUGCUUAAUUACGAAGACGCCAACGAGUUGUGCAUACGAAGUGCUGAAAAUAUUGCUCAGGUGAGCGCCGAAAAGGGGAAAAAAUUAGAAAAUUUAGGAACGGUGAUGACCCUCUACAGUCGACGCACCUUCAGCAAGGAAAGCUUUCAGUGGACGAAGUGUGUAGUUAAAUAUCUUUACGAUACAUAUGCUCACCUGAGUUUUAACAUGCUGGCAUUCCUCGUGGAGGUUCUUGAAAAGGGACCAACGAGCGUGGCCCUGCCAGUCCUCAGUAUUAUACAUUGCAUGUUGCACUACGUGGACUUGGCGUCACCGAGCGCUCAGCCAGUCAAUACGGAACUUCUGAGAGUGAUUUCGAAAUAUGUCGAAGGAUCCCACUGGAAAGAAGCAUUGAAGAUCUUGAAACUCGUGGUUACGCGAUCCUCGAGUCUUGUGGCUCCCCCGACUUCAGUUCACGGCUCUUCCUGGGAUUCCUCACUUGCUUCGCCUCAUCCAAGUUUCGCCGACAACGAAAUAUUCACAAAGAAGGAAUUACCCGGACGGACCAUGGAUUUUACGUUUGACCUGUCGCAAACACCGGUGAUUGGUCGACGGUGGUUAAUUCGCCCGAGUGGCGAAGACAGAUCGCAGCUUGGCUCACCGCGACGUUCCAUCUCGCUUUCACCAGCUGAUAGCAAUGCCAUUGCUGGCUGGAAGAGACCCUGGAUGUCCCAGGGUCGCGUGCGAGAGUGCCUGGUCAAUCUGUUGACCACCUGCGGACAGCGGGUUGGCUUGCCGAAGAGUCCGUCUGUAAUAUUUAGUCAAAGUUCCGACUUGAUGGAGCGACAAUCAUCAAUGGCUUCGUCAACUGAGGAGAUGUCCGGCGCAAACAAUGACCUAAGCGGAGGCUCAAGGCGCGACGACGAGCAGUUUGGUGUCUUCAAGGACUUUGACUUCCUUGAAUACGAAAGCGAGAGCGUCGAGGGUGAAAGCACGGACAACUUUAAUUGGGGUGUAAGACGACGUCCAUUAAGUGAGGGCGAGGAAAGAGAACCGAGUCUACGCCAAUUCGAAGAGAGUCUCAGCGAGAGGACACCAUCUUCUUCUGGCAAACACCCGAGUACCAGGCGAGGCGUCGCCGAGGAGUCAUCCGACGACGAAGUUGGUUCGGAAUCGCCUCUGGAUGAAGUACCGCCAGGAAGCAGCGGUUCAACUGGUGGCCCGGAGACAACCGGUAUUCUACCAGGAAUGUUUCCACCUUCCUCGCUAUCCUUAAUUCCAGGACGAACGCGCCACGACUCCUCCACACGGUCAGACACUUCCGGUUCGAGUGCUGGUGAUCUUGGUGACGUAACGCCAUGCAACGCCUCGCCCAAUUUAUCGGGCCUGAUGCCCUUCCGACACGCGGUGCGAGACGACACUGAGGAAAUUUGGAGACAGCAAAUACAAGCCUUAAUCACACAAGCUCCUUAUAACACUCUUGACUUUUUUCAAUUACUUGGACGAAUCUUACGGGACGCAAGUAACAAAUCGGUAAGUUUGACGCGUGAUGCGAGCGCCCUGCUGAGGGCUGGGGGAGCUGCCUCCGUUCUUCUCGGGUCCCACCUGUCGGGGCACGCGGAACUCCUUGGGUCGAAGGCAGAGCCUCCUCUGGUUUGGUUCUCCGCGACCGUUUUUGCCAGCCAGAGACUUCAUGAAUCUUUACGCUUUGGUAUGCUAGAGAUUCAAGAACAUCUUGAAACGUUUCUUGAUAGAAAGGAUCAUGCUAGUGAGUGCCUAGAGGUUGUGAAGACAACCAGCAAAUUGCAGACAUUGGAUGAAAGUCAACCGAGCGAAACAGCGCUGGAGGAGAUGCUCCUGGACCUCGGGAGAGCUCUUUAUAAGCUUCAUUUUCAGCUCUUAUUGUUGAUCGAAGCAUCGAAUAAGAUGCUCGGUGCACUGACAAAUGCUGCUCGAAAUCUGCAGAGCCCUUUACAGGAUGCUUCGAACGAAGUAGCCUGUAUGAGAAUCGCUCUCAGUAGAGCCCUCGAAGAGAGCACCGAAAGCGAACGUGGCACUCCGACACCAACUCUGAGUCCGAGUCCACUACCUGGGGCGGCUGCCGGGGCUCUAGAAGAUGUGGCCAGAGUCGCGGAACUCCUACGAUCAGCCAGAUGGUCGUCAGCUCUCGAAGCUGUUAGACUUCACAGAGCGCAGUGGCCAGCCGACCCCUUUCAUGACGAAGAUGAUGUCGUCACAACCGCUGUAAACAUGUAUUGCAGGCAUCUCGGUCAAGACAGAUCAGACCUCUUUGUAGUUACACGGAGUGACCGAGAGAUGUCAGAAGUGUUUGGUAAGCUCAUGGAAAGUCUCUUUCAAGUACUUGCCGGCGUUACAGGUUUGGAGGCUUCGACGAAAGCUACGAGAGCACAAUGCCUCGAACACUCGCAUGCUUCUAAAACAGACGUUUGAACUAUUUUACACAUUGCCCUCGGUCCACCCACAACUUGACAGAAACAUAGGGAUAAGUCCGCAGUACUGCUAUUAUAUAUUAAAAACUUUUAGGGCGAACGCCUCGUAAUCCAAGAGUUCUUGUUCCUUCUUGUACAUCCAGUGUGCAUACUACUUGGUGAUCGUCACGCUUAUCAUAAACGACUACAUGUGUAUAACUGAAAGGAAAUAAAGGAUGUCAUUUGAAAGCA
This is a messenger RNA of Cephus cinctus (wheat stem sawfly), 11417 nucleotides long. It is a transcript of the gene fry, whose product is annotated as protein furry. The record is from RefSeq and is a predicted model, not a curated record. Bases 532 to 11187 code for a protein of 3551 amino acids. NCBI's taxonomy places the organism in Eukaryota, Metazoa, Arthropoda, Insecta, Hymenoptera, Cephidae. Gene Ontology annotation, cellular component: site of polarized growth; cell cortex. The transcript is spliced from 46 exons. Gene Ontology annotation, biological process: neuron projection development; cell morphogenesis.